This is a messenger RNA of Prorocentrum cordatum, 438 nucleotides long. The record is from the annotation of a GenBank genome assembly. NCBI's taxonomy places the organism in Eukaryota, Dinophyceae, Prorocentrales, Prorocentraceae.
AUGGUGUGGACGGAGAAACGUGCGGCCGGGCGUUUGCGCCGCGGGCUACGCGGUGCUGAAGCGGCCCUGGCCGCUGUCGGCGGAGCCGCGGUGGCGCCCAGAGGACCCCCGCGCGGUGCGCAGGAGAGGGUCUGGGAGCUCUCCGAGGCGAUGCUGCGCGCGGCCUCCGCCCGGGCCGCGGAGUUCGACUUCUCCGCGAUCGCGGUCUCCAAGAUGAAUUUCCACGGGAGCCCGCACGUGGACAAGAACGACCUCUCGGUGCAGUACGCUGUGUCACUGGGGGAUUUCGCGGACGGGAGCGGGAGGCUCUGCGUGGAGGAGGGGCCGUUCUUAGUCCGGGCCUUCGACACCAAGGAGAAGUUGGUGUGCAUCGACGGGAGGUUCCCACAUUGGGUUUCUGGCUACACUGGGGAGCGCUACUCCAUAAUAUAUCCUUGA